AUGCCGUUUGCUAGCAUCGAAGACAUCAAAACGAGUCUGGAAAACCCGAAUACUGUGAUCUUGGACGUUCGAACAACUCCGGAGAUUCGCAUGUCGGGAAAGAUUGAAGUCGAAGGACAUAAGUGGUACCAGUGUGCUUGUGGGCCCUUCUCUCGAGAUUUGCGGCUAAACACUGAUGCUUGGGAUAAGAAUGCAGGGGUGAUUGUACAUUGUCGCUCAGGCCACCGCUCAUCAGCCGCCAAGAAGAUUCUGGAGGGCAGAGGAUUUGAGAAUGUGCUCGAUGGUGGAGGCUAUUCCAAAUUGAAAAAAUCCUUGGGGCUGUCAGAAAAGUGA
This is a messenger RNA of Cylindrotheca closterium, 333 nucleotides long. The record is from the annotation of a GenBank genome assembly. Lineage: Eukaryota; Bacillariophyta; Bacillariophyceae; Bacillariales; Bacillariaceae.